Xenopus laevis (African clawed frog) is the source of this 3000-nucleotide messenger RNA. RefSeq names its product glycerol-3-phosphate acyltransferase 4 L homeolog (gene gpat4.L). Gene Ontology annotation, biological process: triglyceride biosynthetic process. Gene Ontology annotation, cellular component: membrane; endoplasmic reticulum. The record is from RefSeq and is a predicted model, not a curated record. Bases 733 to 2094 code for a protein of 453 amino acids. Lineage: Eukaryota; Metazoa; Chordata; Amphibia; Anura; Pipidae. Gene Ontology annotation, molecular function: glycerol-3-phosphate O-acyltransferase activity; acyltransferase activity; acyltransferase activity, transferring groups other than amino-acyl groups. The transcript has 13 exons.
CUCCCUCUCUAGCCUGUCCCCUGGCUCUCUCUGGUAGCCUCUUUGCUACGCAAUCUUCCUGCCGCGAUCUCGCGCUAACGACGUCGCUGACGUCACGUGAAAAGCCGGGAGCGCGCAAAGGUUGGAGGUAGGCAGCGAAGGAGCUGGCACUCGGCCGGCUGUCUGUGUCUGUCUCUUACAGGUUGGCACCAGAAGGAGGAGAAGGAGGGUGGCACUGCUGGGGAGGAGCCCUACACUCCCCCAAACACUGGUCACCGAGGGAUGCCUGGAUCAAGACUAGGUCAAAAGCCACUGACUGCUGUAACGUCAGAUAAAGGCUCGGAGAGUGCCCGCCGGCAGUUCUAGAUGGGGAAGCAUUGCCUUGGACAGUUUUACAAAAAAAAUGGACACCACAGGUAGGAGCUCAGUGUAAGUAUCAGACGGACUUCUGUCAGAAAGACAUAAAGACACACACUGAAGCAUCCAUACCAAAGCUUUGGAGAAGUGACAUUAUCUACAGGGAGCUGCUGGGACAGUAUAUUGCACAACUGUCAGCAAGUUUCCCUGACUAACGAAAGUGUCGGCAAGUUGUACCAUCACUUCAUAGACCUGCCACGAUCACCGUUAUGUUCUCAACGCUCUCCUUCUGGAAUAAGUGACUGCAAAGUACCACCGGCCGGUAUCUGCAAUUCUGUUCAGCGUGUAACCCCCCCCUUCUAGUCCCUCUUCUUUUUUUUUUUGUCUCCAAUCACGAUGAGCUCCCUGCUCCCAUUUGAUAGUGUUGUAUGCCUCCUCCUGGGGCUCUCCCUCACUCUGUGGUUCACCCUUCUACUUGUGUUCAUCAUUGUGCCUGCUAUAUUCGGUGUAUCGUUUGGCAUCCGCAGGCUGUAUAUGAAGACGCUGCUUCGUAUUUUCACGUGGGCAACCUUACGUAUCGAGAGAGGAGUAAAGGAGAACAGCCACACGCUAUAUAAACCUCUUAGUAAUGGGAUUAUUGCCAAGGAGAGCACUUCCCUUGAGGAAGGAAUCUGGGAGCUGCGUGGCAAUGGGCGCUCUUUGGACAAGCCAGAGUUUGAAUUGUCGGACAUCUUUUACUUCUGUCGACAGGGCAUGGAGAGCAUCAUGGACGACGAGGUGACGCAACGCUUUUCAGCCGAGGAGUUGGAGACCUGGAACCUACUUACUAGAACCAACUACAACUUUCAGCACAUCAGUGUCCGGCUCACAGUAUUGUGGGGGCUGGGCAUGCUAGUGCGCUACACCUUCUUGCUGCCCCUCAGAGUUGCUCUGGCUAUUACAGGAGUCAGUCUUCUGGUUAUCGGCACUACUGUAGUGGGGUUCCUGCCCAAUGGAAGGUUUAAGGAGUUCCUGAGUAAGCAUGUUCAUCUGAUGUGUUACCGGAUCUGUGUGCGUGCCCUUACUGCUAUUAUAACCUAUCAUGGCAGUGAAAAUCGGCCCAGGAAAGGGGGCAUCUGUGUGGCCAAUCAUACAUCUCCAAUAGAUGUGAUCAUCCUAGCCAGUGAUGGAUACUACGCUAUGGUGGGCCAGGUGCAUGGGGGGCUGUUGGGAGUAAUCCAAAGAGCCAUGGUGAAGUCCUGUCCACAUGUCUGGUUCGAGCGCUCUGAGGUGAAGGACAGACACCUUGUUGCUAAACGGCUUACGGAUCAUGUGCAAGACAAGAGCAAGUUGCCUAUUCUUAUAUUUCCCGAAGGUACUUGCAUCAACAACACUUCGGUUAUGAUGUUUAAAAAAGGCAGUUUUGAAAUAGGAGCCACGGUGUAUCCAGUAGCUAUCAAGUAUGACCCUCUCUUCGGUGAUGCCUUCUGGAACAGCAGUAAAUAUGGGAUGGUAACCUACCUUCUACGAAUGAUGACAAGCUGGGCCAUAGUAUGUAGUGUUUGGUACCUGCCUCCCAUGACUCGCCAGGAGGAUGAGGAUGCUGUACAGUUUGCUAACCGAGUGAAGUCGGCCAUUGCACACCAAGGGGGACUUGUUGAUUUGCUAUGGGAUGGGGGGCUAAAACGUGAAAAGGUGAAAGACGAAUUCAAAGAAGAGCAGCAGAAGGUGUACAGCCGCAUCAUUGCCGGAAGUCAGGAAAAUCGCAGCCGCUCCUGAGCUACAGGACUGGGAAAUGGGCUCCUGAGCCACAGUGAUACCAUGGGCAUCUACAGCAAGGAGUACUGCAGGAACCCAGUUCUUGAAGCGAUGGCUGAGGGAAUCAUAAGAGUUAGAUGUUUUAGUAGGUCAGAACCCAGAGCUUUUCUGGAAUUCUGUCCACACAGGACUGUGGCGCUUAAGAAAAAAAAAAAAAUCCUAGGACCCAGUAAGAUUAUUUAUAGAUUGGUGGCAAAGUCAGAGACCUGAGAAGAACUGGUGUAUAUCUCUGCUCCAUUCACUAUGAUGUAUCUCAGGUGCACUGAGUAUUUCAGAAUCACAAAACCCUUGCAUCCAAGGGGCUGAACCGCUUCUCAGCUCAACGAUUGUAGCAGACUCACAAUGUCCACAAACUUGUAUAAUGGAACCAGAAUCGUCUCUGACAGUAUUUAGAAAAAUAAAUAAAUACAUCAAGACGUGAAGAUCUCAUGAGCUUUGGCCCCGUGCUACAACUGGAAGGGCCUCAGAGACAAAUCCUAAAUUAAAGCCGUAUAUAUAUCCUUGAAGCUGCCACUGAAAGAGCCUAUGAAGUGUAUGAUCCUAUGAAGCCUGGAGAACUGCUGUGGCUGUGACCCUUCAUCUCUAAACAUGCUCUACAAACCAGAAAAGACCUAUUUUUAUGUUACAGUUAAUAACACCUCCUGCAGUGGUUACACGUCUUACCCUUCAUGAAGGGAGAGAGGCAGAUUUUCUAUUCACUGCCCCCCCCCCAAAGCCUAAAAUGGAUCAAUAUGAUGCCACCAUGUCUGAGAACUUCAUUGAGACAUGUGCCUCCCUUUGUCUGUUACACCCUGUUCUGCAUGGGCCACGUUCCUUGUUUUGUUUUUAUAAAAGUCAAAAAGGAAAUAAAAUAUCGUCAAAAGUAAA